Molecule: messenger RNA, 2061 nt
Organism: Branchiostoma belcheri (Belcher's lancelet)
Lineage: Eukaryota; Metazoa; Chordata; Leptocardii; Amphioxiformes; Branchiostomatidae
Exons: 10
Coding region: 60-1469 (469 amino acids)
Cellular component (GO): extracellular region
Molecular function (GO): hormone activity
Source: RefSeq, a predicted model, not a curated record
CGAGGCAACCCUACAGUCCGGUCAGAAGAGUCAAGACGUCGUUUUGGGCGGCGGCCAAGAUGCUGUUUUUCGCCGGGUUUGUGCUUGCCUUACUGGCCAUCGAAGGUUCUAAUGCCCAAGGAAACUUUUGGGAAACUGAAAAAGAGACGUGUAUACGGUACGGUCGGACCGGAGACUGCGCCUUCUAUGGUAUUCCAUGUUUAGAAAAGAAAUACAACUGUAUGCCGGUGGGAUUCCCGGUUGGCUAUGGAUAUCGCUUCUGCAUGAAGAUCACCGAGCACUUCGAAGAAUUCGACGCGGACGGAAAAGCAUGGAUCAGCGCAGUCCGCAAUUGUCUCACCAAAGCUCUCAUCCCCAUCUAUAAGACUGAAAUCUACACCUGCCCGACACUGCAGACGUUCGGCCUGAAGACUUACCCCAAGUGUUUCACCCAGACGAAGGCGGGCGGGGGCCUGUGUAAGGUGGUCCAGACAAACAAAGACGCGCUGAUAAAUGUGUGGGGAGCAACCGGCACACAAGGCGCGCUGAGUUCUGUUCUCUUAGAAGAGAUCCUGGUAGCGUCCCAGAUGUGCACGUGUUACCCCGACCAGCCUGGUCUAAAACAAAUUGUGGACUCCACCAGCGCUAUCUACACAAAGGUGCUGGAGAUCACAGCCACCCAUUGGGGAGCAGCUCCAAAAGAAGCGACAAGUCCUGCCUGUGAGACCAAGGCUCUGGAGGGAGACUGUUCCUUCUACGACUGUUUCGAGAAGCGCUUCCCGUGUGGCCGGACCCAAUUCGUGCGGAGGGAGGGUCAAUCCUUGUGUGAGCAGCUCGUGAAGAAGGCCCCGGUGUUUAACACAAAGGGCCAGGACUGGGUAACGGCAUACACCAAGUGUAUGACACGUUCCAUGCUCGCGUUGUACAACGAGGAGUCCCUGUCGUGCAGGCGUAUCCGUAACUACGGCUUCCGCUCACAGUUCAACUGUCUCAUAGACACCGACAUCUGCGAUCUGGUGGAGAACAGGCAGAACGUGUUUGCUCUCUGGUACAUCCUCGAUGUGGUCCAUGAUUGGCGCUUCCACGAAGAGAUGUCCACCGUCCUGUGCCGCUGUCACAAGUACCAGGAUGGAAGUCGCUACACACUCAGGUACAGCGGCUUCCAACAAGCCUUCCUCAAGCAGCCAGGAGUAGUUGUGGACCAGUCGUCUUCUGCAGACUCCCAGUGCACAGGGAAGUGCCAGGACUACACCGCAAGAACGUGUCUGGCGGGGUACGAGGACGGAAAGUGCGGCGGAAACGCGCUCAGGAAAUGCUGCCUCCCGUGUGACGCUUCGUGCCAGUCCACUCAUCAGGGAUAUACCUCCGGGGACACCGACUGUUCCAAAGCCGGAGGACAGUGUAAGAUGGACAGUAACUACUGCCAUGGUCAGUACCAGGAGGGUCUGUGUGGGGGACCUGCCGCGAGGAAGUGUUGUAUAGCAGGCUAAAAAGAAGAUCCAGACGAAAAAGAGGAGAGCACGUUCCUGUUCACAUCAAGUGACCAGUACAUCCUUUUCGACAUACUUGGAAACACAUCCGCAAGUUUAAAUGCCCUCAAUGCCACAAGAAGUGGCGUUUGUAGUUUUGUACAUUGAUCAUUUUGGUCUUUUUAGGAUUCAGUUUUUCAUAUCAUUUAGCUUACUUUAAACAAUUAUGGUGUCAUUAUUACAUUGUUCCCUUGGAAAAAUUAAUUGCAUUAUGUAAGUACAUACGAUCAAUAUGUAUAUGGCAUUCUCUUUUUGAUGUCAAGUAGUUUUUCGACAGUCUCUAUUGCAUAUUUUUUUAUUUUUUAUAGCAAUAAUGUGAUGUUCAGGAAAUCACUGAAGUAGACAACUUAUAUAAACACACACCUUUGUUUGAUGAUUGGGUAGCAAUUAAAAAUGUCAAAGGUUAGAGGUUACAGAAUCAUUGUGUAACCCACCAAACCUGUAUUUCUUCUAGUUGUUAUUUUGUUUGAGGCCCUGAAAAGGUUGUUCAUUAUGUAUAAAUAUGGUGAUUAUGUAUAAAUAUGGUGGAAUAAAAUUGUGUCUCUACGAAUCA